Molecule: messenger RNA, 388 nt
Organism: Ahaetulla prasina
Lineage: Eukaryota; Metazoa; Chordata; Lepidosauria; Squamata; Colubridae
Gene: PRLH
Product: prolactin releasing hormone
Exons: 3
Coding region: 62-331 (89 amino acids)
Biological process (GO): response to peptide hormone; feeding behavior; G protein-coupled receptor signaling pathway
Molecular function (GO): neuropeptide hormone activity; prolactin-releasing peptide receptor binding
Source: RefSeq, a predicted model, not a curated record
CAAUAUAAAUGUUUUAAAUAUCAAAGUGCUUUGCGGAGUGGGGGGAAAGAACUUGAAAGGAAUGAGACUGCUAGUUGUCUGCCUUCUGAUGCUGGCCUUUAUACCUGAGACUAAAUGCCGAAUCUUUGAACGAUUCAUGGAGAUCAGGAGUAAGUUCCCACAGCCAGAUCCUGAUAUUGAUCCUUCCUGGUACACUGGCCGAGGGAUCCGACCUGUGGGGCGGUUUGGCAGACGAAGAGCAGCUGCAGAAAAUGUCCAGAAGUCUGGCAACAGGCAUCUGCAAGCUUGUUUUCCUGUAGAAGAAAGCAGCGAAUCUCUGCAAGAUGAAUGAAGCUACAUAAAAGUUUUAAUACAAUGGCAACAAAAAAAUAUAUAUAAUGCACAUGUG